Messenger RNA from Contarinia nasturtii (swede midge), 3245 nucleotides. RefSeq names its product transient-receptor-potential-like protein (gene trpl). Gene Ontology annotation, molecular function: inositol 1,4,5 trisphosphate binding; store-operated calcium channel activity. The record is from RefSeq and is a predicted model, not a curated record. Lineage: Eukaryota; Metazoa; Arthropoda; Insecta; Diptera; Cecidomyiidae. Bases 87 to 2783 code for a protein of 898 amino acids. Gene Ontology annotation, biological process: manganese ion transport; regulation of cytosolic calcium ion concentration; calcium ion transmembrane transport. The transcript is spliced from 8 exons. Gene Ontology annotation, cellular component: cation channel complex; membrane.
UGGCUCAUCCAAAUAUUCAACAAUUGUUAGCGGCUCUAUGGUAUGAAGGUGUACCUGGUUUUCGACGAAAAUCGGCGGCCGAAAAGAUGUUAAUCAUUAUUCGUGUUGUCGUUUUCUUCCCGUUAUAUUGUUUCUUAUAUAUGCUUGCUCCGGGCUGCGGUAGUGCGAAACUUAUGCGAAAACCAUUCAUGAAAUUCUUGAUUCACGCUUCUUCUUACUUGUUUUUCUUGUUUAUUCUAAUUUUGGUGUCACAAAGAGCGGAGGUUCAUGUGAUACUGAUGUUUGGAACGGAAAGUAUGCGGAAAAGUAUGGAAGAGCAGUUGAGGCGACAGCGUGGUAACGGGCCGUCGCCAUUGGAAUAUCUUGUUGUGCUUUAUGUGGUCGGUUUCAUAUGGGAAGAAACGCAGGAAAUUCUAAACGAAGGAAUUCGCAGCUAUUUACGAAAUAUGUGGAAUUUUAUUGACUUUUCGCGUAAUUCCCUGUAUUGUCUUACUGCAUUAUUGAGAGUGAUUGCAUACAUCCAACAAACAUCCGAAAUCUCUAGAGAUCCAACAACUGCUUACAUUCCGCGUGAGCAUUGGGACGAUUUCGAUCCGCAAUUGAUUGCCGAAGGCUUAUUCGCCGCGGCCAAUAUCUUCUCCGCCAUAAAAUUGGUUCAUUUGUUUUCGAUCAAUCCUCAUUUGGGACCGUUGCAAAUUUCUCUCGGUCGAAUGGUUAUCGAUAUCGUCAAAUUCUUCUUCAUUUAUUCGCUCGUACUGUUUGCAUUCGCUUGCGGUUUGAAUCAAUUAUUGUGGUACUUUGCCGAUUUGGAACAUCAAAAAUGCUAUCACAGACCAAACGACAUGGCAGAUUGGGAAAAUCAAGGUGAUGCUUGCAUGAAAUGGCGUCGUUUUGGAAAUUUGUUUGAAUCGUCACAGUCACUGUUUUGGGCCAGUUUCGGUAUGGUUGGUUUGGAAACCUUUGAAUUGGAAGGCAUUAAAUCGUACACACGAUUCUGGGGUCUUCUCAUGUUUGGUUCAUAUUGUGUAAUCAACGUAAUCGUCUUAUUGAACCUGCUCAUUGCCAUGAUGUCCAACUCAUAUGCAAUGAUUGAUGAACAUUCCGACACUGAAUGGAAAUUUGCCCGAACAAAACUAUGGAUGAGCUACUUUGAAGAAAGUGGCACUUUGCCUCCGCCAUUCAACAUUUUGCCAUCGGUUAAAUGGAUUACACGAUUAUUUAAAGGCAACAAAACAAAAGAACUGAAACGAGGCUCAACAAUACGUCGCCGUGAAGACCGUGAAAAUCGAUAUACAAAUGUGAUUAAAUCGUUGGUAUGGCGUUACGUAUCGGCAAUGCAACGUCGUGAAGAUGAUAGUGCUGUGACCGAAGACGACAUCAAUGAGGUGAAAGGUGACAUUUCAGCUAUGCGAUAUGAAUUUCUUGAAAUAUUCGAAAGAGCCGGCAUGGAUACAUCAACGGCUGAUAAAAAAGAGAAAUCACAUUUAGCCAAACGUAUGAAAGUCUGGGAACGACGUUUAAUGAAAGAUUUUCAUGUCGGUGCAGCGAAUGCUGAAGACAUCGAAGAGAAACCGGAAAAAGAAAAUGACCGAGGUUUGGCACGUUUCCGUCGUGUUGCAAAUGUAGUGGCAAAUCAAACGACCAGCCAUAAAUGGACAGAGGCUGUUCAAAGUGUGGCCGAUACACAAAUCGGCCGAUGUCGGAACAGAGAGAGCUUCCGAAAUCAACAGAAUUUAGCCAAAGCCAUGACCGAAGCCAAAAAAUUGGUGCAACACAGUCCAAUUCAAUCACGACCAUGCACUCCAAUAUCAUACAAUGAUCCAACUACAAAUACAUUGCUCGAGUUAUUGAAAAAUAUUAGCGAAGAAGUUGGUGAAUAUCCUGGCGGAUCAACACCAUCGAGUAAACAAGAACGUGAAAAUUCAAUAAUACAGUUGCAAGCAAUGAUUGGAAGUAAGUCACCAUCACCAGUGCCAGUGCAUAUUAUGCAAUUGGCCGAAAGUAUGUCAAAGAUCGAAGAUGAAAAACAUCGUCAAUCAAUUUCAUCAUCUCUUGAUUUAAGAAAUCAAGAUGGACAGAUACUAUCGCCACCAACCUUACCUCAGUCAUCACCGAUUUCCAGUCCAACAAUAUCACCUCGUAUAAAAUCACCGUCACCAUCAAAAUCUCCGGAGCCAAAAGGUCGAAAAUCGAUCACAUCGAUUGGUUCAUCACCAACCAAAGGAAUGGCACCACUACCAGAGAUUCAGAUCACACGCACUGAAUCAAAUCGUUCGACUACCAAUGAAAAAUGGGUUCGACCACCAGAAUUGGAAGGAGAUAAAGGUGUACCAAAGGUGAUAAAACGUCGUGCACCGGCACCAGCAAACGGUGGUUCAGAUAUGGCCAUAUCUCGACCAGUGGCCAAUAAGGUUGAUCAAAGCAAAGGAAUGAUACCACCACCACCAUUGAAGAUUCAAACGCCAUUGAAGAUUCAAACGGCAUCAACAUCUGGUAUUCCACCAUCACCAAAGAAGGUUGCUGAAAGACCAGCAUCACCACGUCCAGUAUCGCCUGUGCAACGUCCAGUAUCACCAUCACCACGAAAAUCCCCAACACCACCGCCACCCAAGCCACUGGACUCCAUCAAUUCAUCGUUCAAACCACAAUCAAUGGAAUCGGUAACAGGCAGCUCGGAAAGUUUGGUAAAAUCCGGUGGACCAUCAUCACCAGCUUUGAGUCCCAGCCGAAGAGUGAGCGAUGUUUCGACGGUAAGACGUCAACCAAAAACUGGUUGGCUCUAAAUGGCCAACGCAUUGAAGAUUUGCGAUUAUUUUUUUUUGUGUUUUGUUGAUAAAAAUUGAAAGUUCGAUGAAACUGAUGCAACCAAUAUUAAAUAUUAUUGUGCACUUAUAACGAGCAAACAUAUCAAUAAUUAUUGAGGAAAGUGCAAAAUGGAUAGAAAUUUAAAAGGAAAAAAAGUCAGUUUCAUCGAUCGUUACACAAUUCAAAGGCCAGAGAAAGAGAAAGAUUUGGAAAAACGGAGCUAAAAAUGUAUCUCUGGCGUAGGAUACCACUUACUAUUACUAUAUAUAUACAUAUUUAUACAAUCAUAAAUAUAUUAAAUAUAGGGGCGUAUUUUGUAUUGAAAUUUUAGAAGCAAUGACAUAAACAGGCAAAUAAUUCAUCUAAAGUGUAUGAACCAAUGAUAAAUGCUAUCAAUGCUAAUCUUCAAAUUCUAAUAAAUAUAUUUAAAACCAAUCAAA